CGCGCAUGUAUCUCUACUGUGUACAACCCCCUAGAUCCACCGGGCAGGUUCCUUCGAUCGGUCGCCGCCCGCGUAGACGUUUUCGGUGCCAACCAUGUCGCUUCCAGAGGGAGAUAUUGAUAGGGUGUCUUUGCGAAGCUGGGCUAUGCAGUCAGAAAGGCUCACACGUAAUAUCCAUCAGGUGAGGGCGUUUUAUCGUACGAGAGCUCGAUUCUGCUUCAUAUAUCGUGGUAUUCCAGACCACUAGCUACGAGAAGACCGUUAGCUAUUUUGUCCAACCACCAUGGCAAAGCCGACAAUCGCAAUCAUCCUCGGCGCAGCUGCCACAACUGAGCACUACGCCUCCCUCUGCUCCGCCUUAGAAGCCAAAGGCUACCCCACCGCCUGCGGCGAUCCGCCCAGCAUUACAGUUGAGGAUGCAACGAUCGUCACUAUCCAAGACGACGUCGAUUUCGUGCGCAGUAAGGUCCUCGCCCCGCUCCUGGCUGAAGGGAAGGACGUAGUAGUCGUCGCGCAUUCGUAUGGUGGCGGCUACGGUGCCGCAGCGCUCGAGGGCCUGAGCAAAAGAGAGAGGACUAAGAAGGGCGAGGAGGGUGGAGUGGUCGGCGUCAUUUAUCUUGCGGCGUUUUGUAUUGAUCCGGGGGAGUCGACCCUGCAGGCACUGGAGAUGGAUCCUAGCAACCCGAAGCCUGGAAUUGCUCCCGGGGAUAAGCCGGGCACACUCACGUUCACUGAUGCCAAACCACUCUGGCCAAGUCUGCCGGACGACGAGGCUGCGAUGUGGCUGAAGAAACUGAGGCCAUGCGCGGUGUCAGCAAUCGCAGGGCCGAUACCUUAUGCGCCGUAUAAGGAUCCGUACUAUACGGACUCUCUCGCCUUUGUGAGCCUCGAGGACGAUGUUAUCCUGACGAAGGAUCUGAAUGAGAAGUACUUGGAGAAGAGCGGCAUUACGCUGACUAGGAGUAUUCCCGGUGGGCAUGGGAUUAAUUUUGAGUCGCGGGAUCGGGUUGUGCAUGUUGUUCUGGAGCUCAUUGGGAUCUUCUUGAAGAAUUAACCGGAGAUUUGUGGGUUUCUUUCAGCGUCCUGGAAAGGUGAUGCUACAUCGUCCCCGGAGGAGAAAUUUUUCCUUUCUCUACCCUCUGGCUAUAUCUAAGCAGUGUCUGCAGAUGCCGGAGAGAGCGAACGAGCGAAGUGGAGCUUGUGGGAUGGCGACUUCAGUACAACGCUGUCGGUUUCGAGCUAGCCAUACCUCAUAAACCCUACUAACUCGCCGAGAUCGACUAGCCAAAAUGUGAG
Trematosphaeria pertusa is the source of this 1296-nucleotide messenger RNA. RefSeq lists its product as uncharacterized. The record is from RefSeq and is a predicted model, not a curated record. Bases 284 to 1054 code for a protein of 256 amino acids. NCBI's taxonomy places the organism in Eukaryota, Fungi, Ascomycota, Dothideomycetes, Pleosporales, Trematosphaeriaceae. The transcript is spliced from 2 exons.